Linepithema humile (Argentine ant) is the source of this 1809-nucleotide messenger RNA. RefSeq lists its product as uncharacterized. Lineage: Eukaryota; Metazoa; Arthropoda; Insecta; Hymenoptera; Formicidae. The record is from RefSeq and is a predicted model, not a curated record.
CCUGCGUCCAGGAAGCAAGAGUACGCGGCCCGAGCCCGACGGGCGGCAUUGCGAGAGAUAUGAGGAUUCGCCCGGGAUGCGCGGCUGCACUAGUACUACUACUGCAGGCCACUCUUGUGGCAAGCAAGGCUUUAGAUCAAACGCAGUUGCAGCAGCAUUUACAACGGCAAAGUCCUACUGAAGCACAAAAACGAUGGGAUGGCGAUUCCGGUGGUGGUUAUGGUGAUCAUGGGGGUGGCGAUGUCAGUAACUACUUUGGUGGCACCGGCGCCGGCAAUCACUUUGGUGAUAGCGACAUUGGAGGUCAUCCAAGUGGCGGUGAUACCGGCGAUCACUUGAGUGGUAGCGGCGAUAUCGGUGGGCAUCAUGAUCAUCAUCACGACGAAGGAUAUUGGAAGAAAAAACUAGUCUGGAAGCCGGGUUGGAAGAAGAUUUGGAAGCCGGCGCAAAAGCAGAUCUGGAAGCCUGCGUGGAAGAAAAUCUGGAAACCUAUUUGGGUUCCGACGCAAAAGGCGGUGUGGAAGGAAAUUCAAGUACCUGUCUGGAAGAAAAUUUGGAAGCCCGUGUGGAAGGAGAUUCAAGUACCGGCGUGGAAGGAAAUACAAGUACCGGCCUGGAAGAAAAUUUGGAAACCGAUCUGGCAACCGAUCAAAGUGCCUGCUUGGAAAGAAAUUCAAGUGCCCGCAUGGAAAAAAAUCUGGAAACCUGUUUGGAAAGAGAUUCAGGUAGCAGCGUGGAAAGAAAUUCAAGUGCCCGCUUGGAAACAACUCUGGAUUCCCGAAUGGGUAAAGAUCGGCGUACCGGGUGAACAUUAUCACGGUACGGAUCAUCACGGAUGGCAGUACACCAGCCACGAUCUUUGGAAAAAGAAAUUAAUCUGGAAGCCAGUGUGGAAGAAGUAUUGGAAGUCGGCGAAAAAGCAGAUUUGGAUACCAGACAAGAAACUCGAGUGGAAGGAGGCUUGGAAACAGAUUUGGAAGCCAGCGAAAAAGCAAAUCUGGGUAGAGGACAAAAAGUUGGCUUGGAAGGAAGAGUGGAAACAGAUUUGGAAACCAGCUAAAAAACUUAUUUGGGUGGCUGAUAAGAAACUUGAAUGGAAAGAAGCUUGGAAGCAAAUUUGGAAAACCGAUAAAAAGCUCGAAUGGAUUCCCGACAAAAAGCUCGCUUGGAAGGAGGCAUGGAAGCAGAUCUGGGUGCCCGCUUGGAAAGAAAUCUGGGUACCGGCAUGGAAGAAAAUUUGGAAACCAGUCUGGAUAUCCGAGUGGUUCCCCAACGAGGAUCACCAUCAUCAUCACGGCUGGGACCGCAAAGAUUCGCAGAUUCAGAGUACGCAAGUUGUGCCCUACAGUCCGCAAAUUGUCGCGCAGAACAAGCAAACACAGCAACAACAGGCGCAACAACAUCAGACGAAAGAUAAUCAGGUCAGAUGGGACAGAUCUUUUCAGGCAAAUCCGCCGACAAUCACGCAGGACUUGGUUCCACCGCCGGCUAAUCAAAACAAAGCCAGUUUUGCAUUUUCCGAUCACUGAUAGAGUGGCCGAUCUAUGUGCAAAAUAAUCCCGUAUUUUAAUCCCUAAAACAAUGCUUGUACAAACAUAUCCACGAGAUAGUAUUGUAAUAUAAGCCGUUGUGUAUAUAUUAUGUUUUAAGAUUAAGAUAAGUCGCAUGGAAAGCUUAAGUUACCCGAAGUUAUACGACUGAAAUCGAUCUUUAUUUUUUCCAUACUCUUUGUUUUUUUUUUAUAUACGUGUUGUUGUCUCUACAGUUGUUAAUUGAUUCUGUUACGAAUAAAGUUUAUGAGUAUUUUGU